Molecule: messenger RNA, 1690 nt
Organism: Guyanagaster necrorhizus
Lineage: Eukaryota; Fungi; Basidiomycota; Agaricomycetes; Agaricales; Physalacriaceae
Product: Oxysterol-binding protein
Exons: 9
Coding region: 135-1358 (407 amino acids)
Cellular component (GO): cytosol; membrane; cortical endoplasmic reticulum
Molecular function (GO): sterol binding
Source: RefSeq, a predicted model, not a curated record
CGCAAGUCCCCUGUCUGGAACACAUAUAUCUGGUUCCCCCGGACUACUAGCAUCGCCAUUACUAACAGCUACCUUUCCCUCUCCGCGGCUGCAUAUAGCCAGCCAACCAUCCAGCCCUCUACCCGUAUACCAUGAUGGGCCUCUUCAGCUCAGCCAGUUCGCACCUGCGCGCCGCCGCAACAGGCAAGCGCGACGAUGAGGGCGUUCCAACCGACACCGAGCCAGACGAUACGUCCAUUCUAGACGAGAAUGAAGGCUCGAUUAUCACCUCUCUCAUCUCCCAGCUACGCGUCGGCAUGGACCUUUCAAGAGUUACCUUUCCCACUUUUGUCCUUGAACCUCGCAGCAUGCUCGAGCGCAUAACCGACUUUAUGUCGCAUCCAGAUCUUAUCUUCGGCGCGGAGGAUAUGGAGGAUCCAGAGGAGCGGUUCUUACGUGUCCUUCAGUACUACCUAGCAGGAUGGCACAUCAAGCCAAAGGGCGUCAAGAAGCCCUAUAAUCCUAUUCUUGGAGAAUUCUUUCGAUGUCGGUAUGACUACCCCAAUGGUACACACGGAUACUACGUCGCGGAACAAGUCUCCCAUCACCCGCCUGUGUCGGCAUUCUACUACAUCUCCCCUGCCAACCGUAUUAUUAUUCUCGGCGAGCUGCGGCCCAAGAGUAAGUUCCUGGGAAACAGCGUGUCGACAACGAUGGAGGGCGAAAACAGGAUCUUGCUAUUAGGCAAGCCGGAAGAUGGAGAGUACGUGAUUACCAUGCCCAACAUGUACGCACGCGGCAUACUAUUUGGAAAAAUGGUUCUAGAGUUGGGGGAUACAUGUAUUGCUAAGAAUGAGAAACACGGGCUAUAUUGCGACCUUGAGUUUAAAACCAAAGGCUUCUUCUCUGGAACGUAUAAUGCUAUCAGCGGCAAGAUCCGUCGCAAUUUGACAGAAAUUGGUGAGGUGUCGGGGCGGUGGAGUCAUGUUAUGGAUUUCAAGAGCGUCAAGACGACGACGCGGCGCGUUUUGUUUGAUGCCGUUAAAGACGGACAGAAUAUAUCGCCUAAAUGGGUCCCUUCUGAGGAAGAGCAGGAGCCCAACGAGUCCCGCAGACUGUGGACUAAUCUGACAAAGGCUAUUUUAGACAAAGAUAUGGAGGCGGCGACGACUGCCAAAUCAGCAAUUGAGGACGCCCAGAGAGAGAAGAGGAAGACCAUGGCACAUCAUGGAGAGAAACACGUGCCGAGAUUUUUCGUCCAGAAGGACGGGAGAUGGGAACCAAAGAUUAAGAUUCCGGAAGAUCCCAUCGAAGCCGAGCGCGUAGUGAAUGUGUGGUUGAAGUUGGCUCCGCCCGCCCCACCCACAGAGACGACAUGACGAUUUCGUCCAUCCGCCCAGGUUUACGGUUACCAGAUGUUGUUCCGAUAUAAUACAUGCACCAUACACUUACACACUGACAUAGUAAUGCAAUUCCAUUUCCGAGUGUACAAUGAGAAAAAGAGAGGGUAUUUAUGUACAAUCAAUAGUAGGGUGGGUAAUAGACCUGAAAGAUCUGGGAAUAGUAACGUGAGUAUAGGAAACCAAUGUGAUAGCGAAUGAUGAAAGAUGGUGAUGCAAAUGUAUAAAAGCAAGACUGUAUGUAGAAUACCGACAACAGGGAUAGCCAUAGAUGAAUGAAUGAUAAUGCACAUGGAUGAUUGGCAACGUUA